AUGACCUUCGGAUCCAACAAUCCAUUCAGUCCUCCUGCCUACUCUACCACCACUCAACCACUCACCUACUCCCACGACAUCAAACAGCCCGUCAGCAGCCACACCCACCUCUCCCCAUAUCCCGACCACGAAUACUCCGAGACUAUGCGCGCGCAAUCCCCCAUCCCACACGGCACGCCCCGCCGCCUCAGCAACGAGUCCUCCCCGGCUCAAUCCCUUUAUUCCGACAACGCCACCCUGGUGGACACGCCCACUAACUCCGCCAUCAAAGUCCUCGACUGCUACCACACCAAGUCCCACAUCAACAUUCGCGUAUACGACAAAACCAACCCCAACGACUGCCUGUAUUACGUAGAUAACUCCGCUUUCACCCCCUCGAGACCAGACGUCCUAAUCUUCGCCGGCCCCGACAAGCAAGGCUACCCCAUCAUCGCCGCCGCGAAAUGGUCCAGCAUGUACAGCAAACACACCUCCGUCGCCAUCGGCGACACCGGCCUCAAGGGCGAGAACCCCAACGUAUCCUGGUUGACCGUCUCCUCGACAUCAACCUGGAAGCAGAACGAACAUCACUGGAGACUCCCCUCUGACCCCAAGGCGCGAGAGUAUGCGUGGAAGCGCACGCACCAUGAAGGCCUAGACAACACACACGACGGUGGGAAUAAGUUGUCUGGAUGUAGCUUCAAGCUUGUGGAUGUGGCGAGUGGGGAGGUGCUGGCGACGUUUGCGAGUAAUCGGUUCAAGAGCUGGAAGAAAUUGGGUAAGUUCACGUUUCGGGCGGAUCUGGGCGAGGAGUGGACGAUGAUGUGCCUGGUGACGUGUUUCGCGCUGGUCGAGAAGAGCAGGCGGAGGAGUCGGGCCAGGAGGAGUAAUCCGGGUGCUUACGGCGGUGGGUAG
Cyphellophora attinorum is the source of this 894-nucleotide messenger RNA. RefSeq lists its product as uncharacterized. Lineage: Eukaryota; Fungi; Ascomycota; Eurotiomycetes; Chaetothyriales; Cyphellophoraceae. The transcript has a single exon. The record is from RefSeq and is a predicted model, not a curated record. The coding region runs from base 1 to 894 and encodes 297 amino acids.